CACCAUAUUCUCUUCUGUUUUCCGUCCAAUCAAUCGCGCAUUUUCCGGCGACCGCCCGAUCUUAGGCGAUCUCUCAACUUCUCCGGCCCAUACACGGUGGAUUUUGUUUCAUUUCACUUUGUUGGGACAAGAUGAUGCAAUGGAGGAGUUAAUUUCUUCAAGUUAGACGCUUCUGCCACUAAUAUUGCAUCUUUUUAGUUUUUUGGAUUUGAGAAAGCCAUGAGAUCGGGUUCCCCUAAAUCAAUGACUCCUUAUCCGAAGGUGCUUCUACCAUUUGCAGCUUCAGUGGGGGGACUUGCCUUGUUUUUAAUUUUUGCUUGCUUGCUUCUGAUCUAUCAGCCAAUUGGGUCUAAAUUUGGUGGGUAUUUUUAUAAUCCAGAUCAAGCCAGCGAAAUUGGGUUAUCGCCUUCUAAUAAUGAAAUAAGUGUAUUUAGGAUCCCACUAAAUAAUACAGAAACAAAAGGAAGGAUUGUUGAUCCGGGUACCAACGGGACUGUUGAUUCAGGUAACAACUGGACUAUUGAUUUGGGUACCAACAGGACUGUUGAUUUGGGUACCAACACGACUGUUGGUUCAGAUACCAACACGACUGUUGGUUCAGAUACCAACACGACUUUUGAUUCGGGUACCAACACGACGGUUGAUUCGGGUACCAACACGACGGUUGAUUCGGGUACCAACACGACGGUUGAUUCGGGUACCAACACGACGGUUGAUUCGGGUAACAACACAACAUUUGAUUCAGGCACCGACACGACCGUUGAUAUAGGCACCAACAUGACUGUUGAUUCAGGUUGUGAUUUGUAUAAUGGGAAAUGGGUAUAUGAUUCGGGUGGACCAUUAUACUCGAACAACUCAUGCCCUGUUUUGACACAGAUGCAGAACUGCCAAGGAAAUGGUAGACCCGACCAAGAGUAUGAGAAUUGGCGAUGGAAACCUACACAAUGUGACCUCCCUAGAUUUGAUCCCAAGAAGUUUUUGGAAUUAAUGAGGGGAAAGACAUUAGCUUUCAUAGGUGACUCGGUUGCUCGAAAUCAAAUGGAGUCGAUGCUAUGCAUACUUUGGCAGGUUGAAGCUCCAACAAACCGUGGAAAUAAAAGAAUGCAGCGGUAUUAUUUCCGGUCAACAUCUACGAUGAUUAUACGGAUAUGGUCGUCAUGGCUUGUCCAUAAAACAAACGAAAAAUUCGAUUUUGCACCCGAGGGUGUAGACAAGCUCCACCUCGAUGCUCCAGAUGAAACUUUCAUGGACAUCAUUCCCAGUGUUGACGUUCUCGUGCUUUCCUCAGGUCACUGGUUCGCAAAGAAAUCCGUCUACAUUUUAAACAACGAGAUCGUUGGGGGACAGUUAUGGUGGCCCGACAAUACCCGGAAGAAGAAAAUCGACAGCACCGAAGCUUUUGAAAUAUCCGUAGCAACCAUCAUUUCCUCCCUCGUGACCAACCCGAACUACAAAGGGCUCACCGUGGUCCGCUCAUAUUCACCCGAUCAUUACGAAGGUGGAGCCUGGAAUACAGGCGGGUCAUGCACUGGGAAGGUAAAACCAGCGGUAGACGGCGAGUUAGUCGAGAGUUGGUUCACGAACACGAUGCAUGAUAAACAAGUAUCAGGGUUCAAUCGUGGUAUAAAGAAUAAGACGAACAAAUCAAGGGUGAAAUUCAUGGACAUCACGAAGCCGUUCUCGUAUCGGCAUGAUGGUCACCCAGGUCCGUACCGGAGUCUUGACCCGAAUAAGAUCACGAAAAGGAGUGCCGACGGGCGGCCACCGCCACAGGAUUGUUUACAUUGGUGUAUGCCUGGUCCAGUUGAUACAUGGAAUGAGUUUUUGCUGGAGAUCAUAAGAAGAGACUUUGGAGGUGAGGGUUCAUGAUUGGUGUAGAACAUGAAGUAGUUGUACCAUGCUGUAUUAGGCCGAUAAUAUAUGAGUUUCUCAAUUUUUGUGUUUUUUUCUUAUAUCGUGAUAAAUCACUGUAUGACUUGUUUAUUAGUUUUCAGUUGACUUUCUGACCCCCUAAAA
This is a messenger RNA of Cynara cardunculus var. scolymus (artichoke), 2016 nucleotides long. Its product is annotated as protein trichome birefringence-like 18. Gene Ontology annotation, cellular component: Golgi apparatus. The transcript is spliced from 4 exons. The record is from RefSeq and is a predicted model, not a curated record. Bases 220 to 1869 code for a protein of 549 amino acids. Gene Ontology annotation, molecular function: O-acetyltransferase activity. Lineage: Eukaryota; Viridiplantae; Streptophyta; Magnoliopsida; Asterales; Asteraceae.